Messenger RNA from Beauveria bassiana ARSEF 2860, 1650 nucleotides. RefSeq names its product galactokinase-like protein. Bases 1 to 1650 code for a protein of 549 amino acids. Gene Ontology annotation, molecular function: galactokinase activity; ATP binding. Lineage: Eukaryota; Fungi; Ascomycota; Sordariomycetes; Hypocreales; Cordycipitaceae. The transcript is spliced from 2 exons. The record is from RefSeq and is a predicted model, not a curated record. Gene Ontology annotation, cellular component: cytoplasm; cytosol. Gene Ontology annotation, biological process: carbohydrate phosphorylation; galactose metabolic process.
AUGGCUUCCGUCCCCGUCGUCGCGUCCCUGGCCGACAUCUACCCCCACGACGCUCUCGCACAGCAGACUUCACGAUGGAACGCCCUGUACGCCCGCUUCAGCUCCGCCUACGCCGGCGCCGUGCCUGCCUUCGUCGCGCGCUCCCCCGGCCGUGUCAACAUCAUCGGCGAGCACGUUGACUAUUCGCUCUACUCUGUGCUGCCCAUGGCAAUCACCGCCGACGCCAUCAUGGCCGUAUCGGCGCGUCCUCCUUCUACCACCACCACAUCCUCCUCCCCGUCGACGUUCAAGAUUCGCAUCGGCAACGUUGAUGACACGAGGUUUCCGUCGCGUGAGUUUGUCCUCGACGCCGGCGCCGAUAUCGAGAUUGACGCGUCGGCAUCGGAGUGGACCAAUUACUUCAAGAGCGGCCUCAGGGGCGCCCUGGCGCUGCUCAGGCAAAAGGCCCGGGAGGCAGGUCAGGAGUUUCGCCCCUGCGACAUGGACGUCAUAAUGGACGGAACCGUCCCCGUCGGCGGCGGUCUGAGCUCCAGCGCUGCCUUUGUGAGCGCCAGUGCCCUGGCCGUCAUGACAGCCAACAGCCAGGCCCCUGUUGACAAGAAGGAGCUGACCGAGCUCGCUAUCGUGAGCGAGAGAUCCGUUGGCGUCUAUUCUGGCGGCAUGGACCAGGCCGCUUCUGUCCUCUCAGAACUUGGAUCUGCCCUCUUUGUCUCUUUUAGCCCGCACCUCGAUGCCAAGCCGGUCAAGUUCCCUCACACCAACCCAGAGUUGGGCUUCGUCAUUGCCCAAUCCUUUGUCACCUCGACAAAGCACGACACCGCUCCGACCCGCUACAACCUGCGAGUCGUCGAGUGCAGCCUGGCCGCUGGCUACCUCAAUGCCGUGCUGAACCCACCGGGCACCACCCUAGCCCUCGACGCUGGCCCGCUGCGGACCAGCCUCAAAGGGUUCCACGAUGUUUUCGCCGCCAAGUACCUCACCGGCAUCGACCCAGAGGAGCAGCUCCAGCGCCUCAUUCGUCUGACCGAGGAUACACUCACCCAGGAAGAGGGCUACACCCGUGAGGAGCUCGCCCUGGUCCUCAAGGAAUCUGUGGCGGCAGAUCUCAUCAAGAUGGCGGCGGAACAAGGCUCGUCUACGGCCGUUGGUAUCGAAGAUGGCAACCUCGUAGCUAACUUGGAGAAACGAUACAUGUCCAAGUUUACUGUCCGCGCCGAGCGGUUCAAGAUUCGUCAGCGUGCUCUCCAUGUGUUCAGCGAGGCUCUCCGCGUCAUGCAGUUCCUCAAGCUGCUGGAAAGCACCGACCCGGCCAGCGCUGAUGUGAACCAGAAGCUUGGCAAUCUCAUGAACGCGACACAGGAAUCUUGCCGAGAGCUCUACGAAUGCAGCAGCCCUGAGAUCGACGACAUCUGCCGCAUUGCGCGCAGUGCAGGAGCGUACGGCAGCCGAUUGACAGGUGCUGGCUGGGGAGGCUGCACGGUGCACCUGGUGCCAGUGGACAAAAUUGAUACCGUCAAGGAGGCGCUCGAAAAGGAAUACUAUGCGACAAGACAUCUCACCGAGGAGCAAAAGGCCCAGGCAGUUGUGAUUAGUCGUCCGGCCAGAGGCAGCGCUAUCCUGGUGGGACACGCGGGGUCGUUUGUAUUGUAA